ACGGUGAGACAUCAUUAGAGACGCUGCCGCAAUGCACCUACAGUAGUGCUUUAUCAAAAAACGUAGAUGAUCUACAGAUCAAUUUGUUUUUGAGACAUUAGUUGCUACUUUCGACCAAUCAAACUGAAGAGGUUUUUGCUUUUCCUACAAUCGAGAAAUUGUUGCAACGUCGCUGCUCUUCGGGAUAAAGGCCUUAACCUCUGCCCACCUUCCUUGAGGUUUGAGACGGAUUGUGCAAUUCUGCCAGACCUCAGGAUGCAUAUGAAUAGCUUAUUGAAUCAAUGGACCGAUAUCUCAGAGAUGUGCGAGGUGGAUGUGUCCUCAGAGCCCAGCAGCCCCACGCUCUACGGAGAAUCCUCCGACACCUACUGCCAUGUUGACCGCUGGCAGAAGCUGCGGACCGCCGUCCGCAAGCUGGAAUUCUGGGAAAACUUCAGCGCAGAGCUCAUCGGGAGUGGAUUCUUCUCUAAAGUCUACAAGGUGAUGCACACCACAACGAGGAAGGUGAUGGUGGUGAAGAUCUAUAAGAAUGACGUGGACCAGGACAGUAUUGUAAGAGAGAUCAGCCUCCUGCAGAAGCUCUCGCACCCCAACAUUGUCCGGUAUCUGGGCAUCUGUGUGAAGGAAGAUAAGCUCUACCCAAUACUAGAGUACGUAAGCGGGGGGUGUCUGGAGGAGCUCCUGGCCAGGAAGGACGUGUCACUCAGCUGGCGUGAGAAGGUGGACCUGGCCUGUGACAUCACACGGGGGAUGAUCUACCUGCACUACAAAAACAUCUACCACAGGGACCUCAACUCCAAGAACUGCCUGAUCAGGGUAACGGCACGGGGGAGGGAGGCCCUGGUGACAGACUUUGGGCUGGCCCGGGAGGUGGUGGAGCUCCCCGCUAAGGACCCCGACAGGAAGCUGUCCCUGGUGGGCUCCGCCUUCUGGAUGGCCCCCGAAAUGCUGCGAGGGGAACCCUAUGACCGCAAAGUGGACGUGUUCUCCUUCGGGAUCGUGCUCUGUGAAAUACUGGGCCGGAUCACAGCCGACCCCGAGAUCCUCCCAAGGACCCAGGAUUACGGCCUGGAUGUGACGGCGUUCCAGAAAAUGGUGACUGGGUGCCCGCCACGUGUGCUGGAGCUGGCAUCCAGCUGUUGUCUGAUGGACGCUUUCCGACGGCCUUCUUUCACAGAGCUGUUGGACGAGCUGGAAGAGAUUGCAGAGACUCUGGAACCCCCAAAUGCAGAGCUGACCACUGGCUGAGGGCUCUCCAUAAGCCAUUCUCCCCACUGCCCUCUCAAAAACCAGGACCCCAUUGAUUUGGGUAGCUGACAAGAUCUGUACCUAACAGAUCAGAGAUGGGGAAGGUCUCUCAUUGGCAGGACUCUACGGAUUAUGGGACGCUCUGUAGUGGACGUGGAACCCAAUUUCUGGAACACCACGGCAUGUGUGUGUGUGUGUAUGUGUGUUUGUGUGUGUGUGUGUUGUGUGUGUGUGUGCGGGUGUGUGCGCAUGUGUGUGCGGGUGUGCGUGUGUGCAUGUGUGUGUGUAUGUGCAUGCGCACAUGCGUGCACGCAUCAGUGUUACCACGUAUCCAUACUAGACUGCACUCCUGAGGAUCAUAAGGUUGAACCUAUGGUCACACAAUGGUGGACUUUUUCUUUUUUUUUUCACUCCCAUGCCCCAACCUUUAACAUCAUGCAUUUGCCAUCUGAAAAGAAUGACCAAAUUUACACAAAUAUUGAGUGGAAUUUAUGUUUUGACUGAUGACAAAGGAUUCACUGUUUUAGAAAAAUGUCUAAGAAUGGCUUUUUAAUGAUUCUUUGUUUAAUUGUAUUAUUAUUUUCCUGUAAAAUAUUAUAUUGAACAGUGUGUUGGUUUAGUAACUGAUGAUACAGGCACUUUUCUGUUGAUACAAAUGUAUUUUUUCAUUCCUUUUUCCUUUUGUGUGUUUUUGUAGUUGUUUGUUGACCUUGUUUUUCAUGGUUUCCUUUCAUUGGCUGGACAGAGAUAUAUUAUAUUGGCCAAUGGGUUUUUUAAAAUGCAGUGGGUUUUUUAAAGUGCUGCUAUUACACAGGUGAUUACUGAAAUGAAUUAGCCACUGAGCUCAACUCUAUGGAAACUCUUUCUUGGAUUUCCUUAUACAAACACAGACAACAGGAGUCAAGGUGUCUGGACUGAGCAUGCCUUGAAUGGUUUGUUUGUUUCGUUUUCCUCAUACCAACCAUUUUAAUUCACCCACAGAUCAUGUUUUUGUAGGAUAGAUUCAGAUUUGAUAGCAUCUAACAAGGAAGUCAGUCAGUGUGGUGCCAUCUUAUGAAAUCUCGUUUAACUAGCUUGAGCUGCAGCAACCAUCUUAAUUGCUGUAGUAACUCAAUUACCCCUGUAAUCCAGAUUUACUAUGAACAUUGGUGGCUUGAGUUCAAUCCUUUGUGUUCUCUCUCACUGCUUGUCUUUCCGAACUCGUAUCAUAUAUCUGUAUAUGUGUAAAUAUUUUGGUUGUACAGGCAGGUUGUCUCAUAAUAUAAACAAUGUUGUUAUGGUAUAUCACUGGUGCUACCACCUAUUCCUCACAUGUUAAGUGCCAGAGAGCUUUCUAGGAGGUUUCUCAGUAUUUCCUGAGUCAAUGAGGAGUUUGAUUUUCACUGAUUUACUGCACACAAACAGUGGCAUAAGAAAACAUCUCAAGGCGUUUAGUUGUGUGGACCAAUCAGAGAUGGACUGAUGGGUUGUGGAAGACGGGAAUUGUGCAGCACUGGAACCAAUGGUGCGAGACCUGAGGCAGAAGACAGAAUAGAAUGGGAGAUAGAAAGAAUGUAUUUUCAGAGGGUAUUUUCAGAAUUGUUGGACUUCAGCACUAUAUAGCAUAACCACACAACCAGAUCAUGGUGGUCCAAGGAGCUCUGACAACCUCUUGUUUAAAACAAAUUAUUAUGCUUUUUUUGUACUAUGACAUGUUCCAUUGUGGGCCGCUUCAGACCGUUCAGUCAGGUCUGCUGCAUAUCAUGGUGGAAUCAAUGUUCUUUCUCAGGAUCUUCAAAAAAUAUAAUUAAAAACCCUUAAUGGAAGCCGACAGAUCAGCACAAGUUCUGGAGAGUCACCGUUUGUUUAUUUGGCUGUUGAUUUAAAUGACUAUUGCUUUUUCAUACCAAGAGAAAGAAAAAAAAUGUUCUACCAUUUUUUCUAUUAUUUCAAAGUUGCAAACACAGUUGUGCGCUGUAAAUAGAAAGGCUUUUCUCCAUUAAAUUGCUUGAGGGAAAAUGCUGAAUAAAAAUUUUAAAAACCAC
Conger conger (European conger) is the source of this 3272-nucleotide messenger RNA. Its product is annotated as dual specificity testis-specific protein kinase 2-like. Lineage: Eukaryota; Metazoa; Chordata; Actinopteri; Anguilliformes; Congridae. Gene Ontology annotation, biological process: actin cytoskeleton organization; protein phosphorylation. The record is from RefSeq and is a predicted model, not a curated record. Gene Ontology annotation, molecular function: ATP binding; protein serine/threonine kinase activity. Gene Ontology annotation, cellular component: cytoplasm; nucleus. The transcript has 10 exons. The coding region runs from base 256 to 1248 and encodes 330 amino acids.